CUUAGAUUUUCGAGUUUAAUCUCCUAUUGCCAUCUUGCUUCAGUGAUAAGGCUAACGAACUUCACCAUGUUGAGCACGGAAGAAACUGCUGUCUCGUAUGUGUUGGGGGUCAUCAUUGUUGUUUUAUUCUAUCCAACUUAUCGAGCGAUUUGCAACCUCUUCUUGCAUCCUCUGUCCAAGAUAAAAGGUCCACCAGCAUGGUCUGCCUCACGAUUGCCAUUCAUAUAUUCGCUCCUUCGGGGAACCCUAAUUCACGAUGUGGAAAAGCUUCAUCGGAAAUACGGCCCAGUUGUUCGCAUUGCUCCAGACGAGGUCACGUUUGCUCAAGCAGAAGCCUACCAAGAUAUAUUUCAAUCUCAGCCAGACAGCAAACCAUUUUUGAAGGACCACAUCUGGUGGGAGACUCAACCAGGUCUCCCUGAUACGAUCUUGAGUGCAAUUAACCCCGAAAAACAUUCUCAUAUCCGAAGACUUCUUGCCCCUGGGUUCACCCCACGAGCUUUACGAGAUCAAGAACCUAUUUUGCAUCAAUACGUAAACUUACUUGUUGAACGCUUACACGAGCGCGCUCAGAAAACAAAAGAGGCUCGAAUUAACCUUGUUCCCUGGCUAAACUUCACAACAUUUGAUAUAAUCGGAGACAUUGGCUUUGGGGACUCUUUUAACUGUUUACAGCACUCUCGAUACCACCCCUGGAUCGCGUUACUUUUUAGUACUGUGAAAGCUGCUACAUGGGUAGCAUCAGCACGAUAUUAUCCUUUGGUAGAAUCAAUCCUACUCAAGUGCAUUCCACCUUCUUUAAUGAAAACUCAGACUGAUCAUUACCAACGUAUUGCCGACAAGGUCGAUCGGCGUCUCAAUUUCGAAGUGGAACGACCAGAUAUACUUUCAUAUGUCAUCAAGAAUCGUGAAGAAGAGGCGCUACCAAUUGGCGAGAUCAACUCUACAUUCAUGAUACUAACCACUGCUGGUAGUGAAACUACGGCCACCCUUCUCACGGGAAUCAUGAACUAUCUGGUCAAUUAUCCAGAUAAACUUAGUAUACUGGUAGACGAGAUACGUCAUCAAUUUCAUCGCCAGGAGGAUAUCACCCUCGAAGCCUUACGUGGCCUUUCGUAUCUUAAUGCUGUUAUUAAUGAGGGCUUUCGGUUGUGCCCUCCCGUCCCUUGGAUACUGCCAAGACGAGUCCCUCAAGGUGGUGGCAGGGUGUGUGGUAUAUGGCUUCCAGGUGGAACAGCAGUAUCUGUUCAAGCCUAUACGACGAAUAGGGACCCCAAUUACUUUCAUUCCGCAUCGGCCUUUAUUCCCGAACGUUGGCUCCCCGAAGUGCAUUCUGACCCCACGUCUCCCUUCUCAAAGGACCGUCGUGAAGCGGUACAGCCAUUCAGUCUUGGUCCGCGCAGUUGUCUCGGCCAGAAUCUGGCGAUGGCAGAGUUACGACUAAUCAUUUCAAAACUUCUCUGGACGUUUGACUUCGAGGCAGUAGAAGAAGAGAGACUAAACUGGGAGAAUCUUAGAGUAUUUUUACUCAUCGAGAAAAAACCCAUCCAAGUGAAGAUAAGGCUGAGAAGUGGUGUGAAUUAGGAACAGUGUACUUUGAAUGGCCGUUCAGCAUGAGAAAACCCUCUUGAGUUUUGGGUAUAUUGGUGUUAGGACUUGUGAUUUUCCAUGUAUUGGCCAGUAUCUUCCGAUGUCUUCCGACUUAGUUAUCGCCUUUGUGUGAUGUACCUUUCUGCAUUUCUGCCUUGCCCCUCCAAAGGUUCGGUUAGUUCAUAUGCCUUUUGAGCCUCCGCUAGGCAAUUCCUAGGUAGUUAAGAUAGGCGUAAUGGGAAGUGGUUGCUUCCAACAGCAUCCGAGAGGCCGCGCCAUGCACGACAUAUACAUGUGUCUAAGACUUACCUUAAUGUGCAACAGUGUAACCAAUAUUAAUAUCUCCUCUUCAGGCAAAUUUAAGGCAAUCCUUCC
Daldinia decipiens is the source of this 1965-nucleotide messenger RNA. RefSeq names its product cytochrome P450. The transcript has 3 exons. The record is from RefSeq and is a predicted model, not a curated record. Lineage: Eukaryota; Fungi; Ascomycota; Sordariomycetes; Xylariales; Hypoxylaceae. Gene Ontology annotation, molecular function: heme binding; iron ion binding; monooxygenase activity. Bases 67 to 1584 code for a protein of 505 amino acids.